Tuber aestivum (summer truffle) is the source of this 1620-nucleotide messenger RNA. The record is from the annotation of a GenBank genome assembly. NCBI's taxonomy places the organism in Eukaryota, Fungi, Ascomycota, Pezizomycetes, Pezizales, Tuberaceae.
GCGCCUGGUGUGAGCCGCCACCUUUGCUAAAUUUUCCUCUCGCAAAGGCAACUACCAGGUGUGGUUGGGCUUCCACUCAUCAUACAUUUUUCGCACGCAUCGGAUAACCCCUCACUGCCACAGGUACUUUAAAGCAGAAAAAUUACCCCAAACUCCACUUGGGCCUCCAAGGCAUCCAUACCCUUUGUUCAGGUGGAGCAAAGAAACCACUUACCAAAAUGCCUGGGCCAACACCGACUCCGUUCGAGAUCCAUGUUCCGGAUUCGCUUCUGGGCUUUAUCCAUGACAGAGUGCGUACCGCCCGUCUCCCCCCGCCAGUCGCGCACCCGGACGGUAAGGCGGCAAUGUACGGUGUCACCCACGAAGCUAUGACCGCGCUGCAGGACCACUGGAAUAACAGGUACAAUUGGCGGGCAGUUGAAGACCGGCUUAAUAGCUCGCUAAAACAGUUCAGCGUUCCGAUACUGCACGAGGGUGAGGAUCUCAAUAUUCAUUUCGUCCACCAUAGGUCCCCGCAACCGGAUGCUAUCCCCCUCAUAUUCGUCCAUGGAUGGCCCGGCUCUUUCUUGGAAGUUGAAAAGAUUAUAACCCUUCUCACGCAUCCUCCCUCCGAGAAAGCGCAGGCUUUUCACGUUGUCGCUCCAUCUCUACCCGGGAUUGGAUUCUCGAGUGCUCCAAAGUCCAAGAACUUCGGACCCGAGAAAAUUGCCGGGGUUUUUCACAAGCUGAUGAUGAUACUUGGGUAUGAUCACUACGUUUCCCAAGGUGGGGAUUGGGGAUCCAUGAUUUGUCGCUGCCUCGCAGUGGAUCAUCCGAAAGCAUGUCUCGGUGUCCAUUUAAACUUUAUUCUCGCUCUUCCCCCUUCAGCCUUGAAGAAUCCUCUCGAAUUAUUUUAUCUUGCAACCCGGUGGAUGACGGCCCAUCAGAAAAAGAUGAUUGAGCGGAUGAUUUGGUGGAGGCAAGAGGAGAGCGGGUAUGCGGACAUGAUGAGUACAAAGCCAAUGACUAUCGCUUUUGCGCUGGUGGAUUCGCCGCUUGGGUUCGCCGCUUGGAUCAGGGAAAAGAUCGACUCCUUGGUGGAUGGUUAUGAGUGGACGGAGGAUGAGAUCAUAUCUUUCUGCAUGGUUGGCUCCUACUGCUCUUCUCGAUAGGCUUUCCUUACAUUGAUAUUUAGAUGUACAUCCUACCUGGAAACAGCGCAUUCGCCAAUCUCUACAAGGAGGGUUUCGUUGAACUCAAGGCGAAUAUUCUCAAGAGGGUAAUACCUUCGGAGGUGUGCUUCGGGGCUUCGUGCUUCCCCAAAGGCCUGUGUUUCCCCUAUUCCCCCACUUCAUACUCCGCCCUCCGCUAACGACAUACAGAUGUGGGAUAUUGCACACCCGGGUGGGCCAAAUGUCGUGUGGCAGAGAACAUCGUAUUCUGGCGUGAACAUUCAAAAGGCGGGCACUUUGCGUCCCUCGAGACCCCGGAUGCCUUGGUGGAGGACAUUAGAGAUUUCUCGGACAAAAUCGGCAGCGAGAGCUGGAAAAAAUUGAUUCAUGCAGGUUCGGAGAAGCACUAAGACAGCCAUUUUUUUUGUCUUUUGUAAUAACGAAACAAAAUUUGGGAGUAUCUUCUGAU